AAUGGCUACACUCGCGCAUCAGAUGGGCGCCGGCAGAAGCGAAAGAGAGGCGAAUCGGGGAGAGGAGAGAGAGAGAUCGGAGACGAGUCGAAAUGGGGAGCGGCAUGGAGGUGAACAAGAACAAGUUCAUUGAAGACUGGAGAACGGCCAGGGAGAACCUCGAGCUCAAUUUUCGCUGGACGCGCCGCAACAUCGCCAUCGCCGGCUUAUUCGGCAUCGCCGUCCCUAUCCUCCUUUACAAGGGCAUCGUCCGUGAAUUUCACAUGCAAGACGAGGAUUGGGGAAGGCCCCCGAGGAAGUUCAUGUGACAAGGUCCUUUAGCGGUUGUGCGUUUUCCCCUUUUGCAAUCACAAUAAUGGCAAUGUCGUGAAAUUGGCUGCUAGGGUUUUAUAUGACUUACAAACACGAUGGCUUGAUUCUCCUAUAUUUCGGGUUUAUUUUUAUUUGUCUGGACUUCGACUCUGGUGAAAUCAUGCUUUGCUUGUCAUCAUAAAAUUAAUUGUAUGAUAUGCAUCGGCUGCUACUUAUGUUUGUGCGUAAAUCUCUCGAAGUAAAUUUUCUCUUUUUUCCA
This is a messenger RNA of Zingiber officinale, 571 nucleotides long. RefSeq lists its product as uncharacterized. The record is from RefSeq and is a predicted model, not a curated record. Bases 93 to 308 code for a protein of 71 amino acids. NCBI's taxonomy places the organism in Eukaryota, Viridiplantae, Streptophyta, Magnoliopsida, Zingiberales, Zingiberaceae. The transcript is spliced from 2 exons.